CAGUCGCAAACAAGGCAACAUUUUCAUGUGCCUCUGCUGCUUUCACCAUUCUCAUUCUCUACUUAUCGUGGAAGCUAGGACCAAGGAGGAUCGGCCAAGUCAUGUAGAAUAGGUCAAUAAAUUGGCCAGAUUGGUGUUCUCGUCAACUCUGUGAUGGCUUGUAGAAAGAUUUUCAAAUAUCGUGCUGUGAAGGAGAAAAUACAAGAUAUGACCGCCUUGCGCAGCGCCAAGGCCGAAGCAAAGGCUGAAGAACAGGCAGAGAAGGACAUUGCAAAAGCAAGAAUGGAAGUAGCUCAUGAGAUUAGAUUAGCCAAAGAGGCUGAAGCUGCAAUGGAGUUACAUGCCGCCAAAGCUCAACAGAAGGCUUCACAAGAAAUGGCAAAACACUAACCAAACAAUUCUCAUAAUGCUCCUCCAUCCAUCAAAUCCAUUGAUGACCUGAUCCCCCUUACAGCCAGAAAGAUAGGUUCCUUGUAAUGUUCCCAUUCUUAUGAGAAAAAUGCAUUAUAUUACUUCUAGUCCUAAUUAUAAGAGCUAGUUGA
Molecule: messenger RNA, 542 nt
Organism: Neltuma alba
Lineage: Eukaryota; Viridiplantae; Streptophyta; Magnoliopsida; Fabales; Fabaceae
Product: late embryogenesis abundant protein 6
Exons: 3
Coding region: 154-390 (78 amino acids)
Biological process (GO): embryo development ending in seed dormancy
Source: RefSeq, a predicted model, not a curated record